AAAAGCACCUAACAAAAUUAAGAAAAAAAUCGGAAGCAAAGAUGGCAGACUCUAUAAAAUAUAGCCAUUUACUUUAAAUAAAAUAUUGUAUAAAUCAAUAUUUGGAUACAAAUGAGUUCAUAUUCGACUAAGAUAAGUGCUUCUGAUGGAUCACUACAUCCUCAUCCAGAUGAAAAAAAUAAACAAUGGCAAAGAGAAUUUUUAAUGGAACGUUUACGUUCCCACUGCGCGCAACAUAAAACUUUUCCUGAAUUAUCAAAAGCCAUGCGAAUGUCUAUGCUGGAAAAACGAUAUGCUUUAGAUGCCGUUGAGAAGUCAAAUUUACAAAAAUGUCUUGACAGCAUGCAACAUUGCAUUAAAGUUACUACACGACAAGGUUUAAUCGAGCGUUUAGAUAGUUUGUCGCGUCAACUUGGUUUAAAAUUUAUGGAAGAUGCGGCAGGAUUAUUUAUAUAUUCAGAUAUGUUUUUUCUAGAAAUAAUUUUAGAUCCUAAUGAUGGUAAAUUAAAGGAUGUGAAAGUGCAUCACGAGUGUAAAAUUGAGCAGCAAUCUUGUAGUGAAUUAGUUACUUGCCUUAUAAAUGGAGACUUCGCUGAUUUUACAAAUCAGUUAGAAGGUUUAUCAUCUAUAUAUCAGUUAAAUGCUGAACCAAAAGUUAAAAGCAAAGCUUUUGUGGCUUUACAAGCAAUGGAAAUAGAUUUAUACAAUCUGUUUAAAUGGAAAAGCUAUAACAAAGAUAUUGCAUCUUUAGUUAUUGAGUCUCCAGUCGGUUUGGCACAAAAACGUCGUGGUGGUCAUCCAAUGAAACUGAUAUAUUUUAUUUCACCAUAUGACUUAAUAAACCUAGAAACAAAAUCAAUUAUUCCACUUACACUGGAAUAUUUGAAAGGCAAAGAUAUUGGAAUGAGUGUGACUGUCAAUUUAGAAGCUUCAUCAACAAAUAAAUUACAAAUACUGCCAAGUGUGACAUUUUCAUCAGAAAAUAAUUGUCCGAUAUAUUCGCCAUUAAAUCAAAAUAACUCAACCUUACUACCAGCCACAUUUGUUUUAAAACUCAACAAACCACUUCCUGUGUCCGAUGCAUUAAUGUCAAUAAUAGGUGUAUCUACAAAAUCUGAAGAAUCGCAAUAUUUGAUGAGUUUAGCCGUCCAGGUGGCAUCUAAAGGAGUUAUUAAAAAUACUGCAAAAGGUUUAUUUGUUACACUACCUGACCAAAAUCAUUGUUAUUAUUUUACCGAAAAUAAAAAAAUAACGGGGUCAGUUAUAACAAAUGUUCCAUAUACCGAACCAUCCCAGGUACCGAAAAUUUUAACAGCAUUAAAACAUCAGGCUUUGUUUUUCUCUCUAUUAUCGAGUUGCAUUCGAACCGGAGAUAAGCAAUGUAAUUUAGAAUCAACAACAAUUUUGGAAGUUAACGCAUUGUCAAUAUACAUGAUUUCUGUAGCUUUGCAACACCCUUAUGAUGAGUGUAUGGUCUCAGUAGAGUUCGAUUUAAGUGAUAUUGGAAAUAUUAAAGUUCAAAUUUAUUCAUUAUCUAAUAAUUAUGAAUCUGCCAAUGCAAGACUUACAAAAAUUGUGCAAACAUCUUUAUCUAUUCCAAUUACCAUUAGAUAUUUAUUAAAAUUAUGGAACCAAGAACAAAUAAAAGGCUUUAAUCGCAGUAGUCAGGACAAUAGUAGUUUUGAGUCUGGAUCUUUAUCGGGUGCAAUGGAUCAUCUAAAUGGGCAAAUAAGUAGAGGGCCCAGCGGCAAUCUAAUUGGAAAUGAUUUUCAAAGCAAUAAAUUAAGCAGAAAUGGUGGUGGAUCUGGUUUUUCCGACACAAAUUCUACAUUUUCUCAAGGACAAAAUAGGCAAUUUUUUCAUUCAAUUAAUUCAGGAUCGAAUUUAAAUUUAGUUUCUAAUGAUCUAAGUAAUAUGGGUGAUGGAAUGACAAAUAGUAAGAAUAUAAGUAAUGUUACAAGUGGAUUAGUAAAUCAAUUUCAUUUAAAAUCUGAAAAUAUCAAAAAGGAGGAUUUUUGUGAAAGCCCAAAGAGUGAUAAUCAAAUUAAAGCGUCAGAUGUAGACGAAAAAGUUUUCAAACUUAAUAAAGAUGCACAAAAUUUUAAAAUUUCAGGCAGUGACACCUCUUUGGGCGAGAAUGAUUCAGUAUCUAAAGUCACUGUGUCAAAGCCUUUGAAUAACAGUAGUUUAAUUAUUGAAAAAAUUAGUACUUCUGGCAACAAAAAUUCCGGAUGUAGUAAUAAUGUCGCAAAUAGUAAAGCAGAAAAAGUACAAUCAACGGAGUCUUGGAAAAAACAAAGUGGAAGUGACAGUAAAAAUACUGUUAGCAUAACCCCUGUACUUACAAAUUCUCAGUCAACUGAUUUAGUUAAUGUUAAAGCUGGAGUAGGAAGCAAUAGCAAUAACACUCUUAAAAGUGAUAAAAAAUCUGUUAUUGAAAUAAUACCAAUAAAAAAUAAUGCAGUUAGUAACACUAUUUCUAUUACACCGAUUCAAACAAAAAAUUCAGCAAAUAUUUCUGAAAGUUCCAAAAGUCUUUUUCAAACUCUCGCUGGAAGCGGGAAUAGCAAUAAUACUGCCGCAGCUACCUCCACCGGCACAAAGAAAAAAGUGGAUGAGAAAGAUUCCUUAAAGAUAGAAAAGAAAAGACGAAAAAAGGAUGGGUCCUCAUCAAGUCAUUCAACAAAUAGUAAGACAUAUGAUAAUAUAGAACUUAAAAUCAUAGAAAUUACUGGAGACGGAAAUACGUCAACUUAUAGGAAACUGUCAGACUCGUCAAAAACUACAAGUACUUCUCAAAAGAAACAAUCUCUAAGUAAUAUUCCAAGUUCUAGUAGCAAUAACCAGAAUAGCUCUUCCUCAUCUUCAAAAAAAAUAAGUACAAAAUCAUAUCCUAACAGCUCUAACUCUAAAAGCCCUUUGUCAUUUGGAUCAAGCAGCGGUAGUCCGAAGAAUAAACAUAAUUUGACAUCUGGUAAACCAAGUUUAACCACAUUGAAAAGUGCCACAAAUGUUUCUGAUAGUAAGGAAUCUUUUUCUUUAAUUAAACUUAACCAACAAAUAUCAGAUACAAACCAACAGAAUCCAUAUGAUAUAUUUGAUAUUGAAGAAAGUGAUGUCUUUGAUUUUACAACUUCCGCAGAUUAUAUGUCUUCAUUUCCUAGUCCGCAAAGCAGAAUACGAAAAAGUUCUUUGACAGCAGUCAUUGACAAACUGAAUAAACAAGUGAAAAAUUGUGUUACGGAUGAAAUUGGAGAAAAACUAGAAAAAAUGCACAAAGAAGCUCAUCAUUUGCAACCGACAAAUCUUAAUAUUGAAGAAAUAAAUUCGAAAUCCAAUCCAGAAUAUAUGAUUAAACCUAGUUCAGAUGGAAUGAAGCUCACAAUAAAUAAAACUAAAACAGAUUCAUCUUAUAAAAGGGACAAACCUUCCGAUUCACCUAGAAGUGGUAAUUCUUCGCCUAACAUCAAAAAACAUUUUGGUAUUCUUAGCGGAGGCAGCAACAGCAACCCUGGUAGUAGUUCUCCUAAAAAGCACACUGGUUUAAAACCAGGAGUAAGUUCGGGACCUGCAUCAAAAAAAUCAUUAGAAAAAUUACAAAAUCCUAAAUCAAAAAACACGGGACUAUCUAAGUCUAACUCUUCAGAUUGUCUGACUGCUAAGCCAUCUGGCAAUUCUACUCCUAAGUCUAAUCUUCUAUCAAAAAGCUUGAGCUCAAAUUCCCUUAGUAGCGAUUCUUCAGUAAGUAGUGUAGGUAGCAGUAGUAGUUCAGUACGUAAAGAAAAAACUUAUAGCAGUAAAAAUAAAUCUUUUAACAAUAGCACUAAUUCCAAUCGAUCAAUCAGUGAUCAACAAGAUUCGACGACAAUGAAAUUACUACAAUUUUCAUCCAACAAAAAUAUAAUGGAAGGUUUUAUAAAAUCAUUAGACACAAAUUUCCAAAUUCCAAAAUUAUCACAAAAAGUAACCGUACCUUCUACCACUUCUACUACAACGAUCAAUUCAUUACCUGUUGCUCUCCCAUCACAAAAUAUCGCUGCUACUGUAUCCGGAGAAAAUUCUUCAAAACGGAACAAUGGGCAGGAUCCUGUUAAGAAUCUUCCAAAUAAUGUUAUGAAUAAUUCAGCUUCUAAUAUAACUUUCCAGAAAAUUGACAAAAAGAAAACAAAUUUAGAUAAACCGAGUAAUCUGUCAGAAUUUAAUCAUAUACCAUCAGAUUUAAUGAGAAAAGAUUUAAAAAUUACACGAAAACCAAAUCCGCAACAAAAUUUUUCAGAUAUUUUUGUAAAUAAUUUGCAAAAAACUUCCCCUCCGUUGACGGCAUCUGCAACUACAUCGACAAAACUUUUAGACAAAAUGAAUCAAAGUUUUGCCAGGACACCUGGAAUUUCAGUUCGUUUAUUAAAAUCACCAGUGCCUUCUUCAGUUUCAGCUGCAUUACCCGUUGCCUCCAACAUAAGAAUAACCAAUUCACCAUGUUUAUCAACAGAAGAUGAAAUUAUGGACGAAGGUUUACUAGGUGUUAACUCUAAAUGACAAAUAAUAUUGUCAAGUUUUGUUCGUAUUUUUAAUGAAGCUCUAAUUAUAAAAUAAUGUGUCAAAUUUAUUUUUAUUGUAAUCUUUAAUUAGAAUUUAUUAAUUUUUAUAAGAAAAAUUAAAUUUAAGUUUAAAUUCAAGUUAAUGCAAUUUUUAAUGUUAGUGUAGAAAUUUAAAAGAAAAAAAAAACUACAAAUCCGUAGACACAAAUAAAAUGAAAAGGUGAAGUUUUGAUCGAAUUUCGGCAUGUUAUAGAUCAAAUAUUUAAAGUUUAUAAAUAGUAUAUUAUAAUUUAGCCUUUAACUUAUUUUUCAACAAAUUUGUUAUUUUUAUUAAAUUGAAAUUUCAAAUAUGUAUGGAAAAUUGCAUUGUAAGCUUAUUAUUUAUGUAAAUGUUUAUAAACUUGGUAGCCCAUAAUUUGGGUGGUUUAAAUUUCAAUUUGAUCUUUCCACAUUUUAUUAGAAUGAAACGUAUGAGGGAAUAAAAAUUUCGCAUAAAGUGAAUCUUGUAAUAUAUUUACCAAUGGAAAAUUCGCAAGCUGUAAUUGUUUAUCAAAACUUUAUCACAUUAGUAUUUAGUAAUAAAAUAUAUUAUUACUUUUAGUGACUUUUUUUUUAUUACAAUUAAAAAAUUAAAAAUUAAGUAACAAAAAGUUUAUCAUACUUAGGAUAUAUCUAUUUUAUUAAAUA
This is a messenger RNA of Condylostylus longicornis, 5225 nucleotides long. RefSeq names its product mediator of RNA polymerase II transcription subunit 1 (gene MED1). The transcript has 4 exons. The record is from RefSeq and is a predicted model, not a curated record. The coding region runs from base 112 to 4536 and encodes 1474 amino acids. Gene Ontology annotation, cellular component: mediator complex. Gene Ontology annotation, molecular function: transcription coregulator activity. Gene Ontology annotation, biological process: regulation of transcription by RNA polymerase II. NCBI's taxonomy places the organism in Eukaryota, Metazoa, Arthropoda, Insecta, Diptera, Dolichopodidae.